ACAAGCAAUCAUCAAUUAGAUAAUGACAAAUAGAAAAAUCCUCAUUAAUUAGAACGUUCACAUACAUUUGGUACUUGUAUAAAUACCAAGCCUAUGCAACAAAUGAAAAUAGCAACUUAUAACAAAAUUUAAUAUUCAGAAUUCUUGUUUCUUAGCAUUCAACCACUAUGAAAUCAGUUCCAAUUGAUUUCUUCACCAUAUGGCUGAUUUCUAUGGCUAUAGGCACAAUCGCCCAGCCUGAGGUGCUAGACACCACCGGGCAGCAUGUCCAAACUGACGUGGAAUACUACAUAUUGCCUGGAAUUACCGGUGUUGCUGGUGCUUUAACCCUAAUUGAUCGCAACAACUCAUGCCCAUUGUACGUUGGUCAAGAUCCGAUCACUGUCAAAAUAACGGAGCGUCUUCCAGUUAAAUUCAAGCCCUACGCAGACGGAGAGACAAUGAUCAAAGAGUCUACGGACUUGAACGUUACAUUUCAAGCAUUUACUAUUUGUAUUCAAUCCACUGCUUGGAGAGUUGGAGAAAUCGGAAGACGAUUUAUUUUGACUGCAGGACGGCCAGAUUAUUUUAAGAUUGAAAAUAAUGGAAGAGGUGAUUAUAAUUUUGUAUAUUGCCCAACUGAAUCUUGCCCUAAUUGCAAGCCAAGAUGUGGGUCUGUUGGUAUUUUUAUUGAGAAUGGUAAGAGAUUGUUGGUAUUGGAUGGUCCUGCAUUUCCUUUCCGAUUUGAACGGGUUAAUUAAUUAAUUCUACAUGUAAAUGUCAAAAGAAGGUAAAGGUUUGGCAAUUGAAUUAUAAAUAUUGUAAUGGAAAAUAAAGGCAUGAUAUGGAAAUCUUGCAUGAUGAAUUAGUUGUGUUAAUUAAUUGUACUCUAGCUAUAUGUAAUUUGUAAACCUUCUUUUCAUUUGUCAUAUAUAUGAAAAAAAAAAAACAUGUAUUUAAUAAAUUUUAGAAUGAAUAUAUAUAUAUAUAUAUAUAAUUUU
Messenger RNA from Jatropha curcas, 980 nucleotides. NCBI's taxonomy places the organism in Eukaryota, Viridiplantae, Streptophyta, Magnoliopsida, Malpighiales, Euphorbiaceae. The record is from RefSeq and is a predicted model, not a curated record.